AACAAAGAUCUACCUGGUGUGACUUUUAAUUGUCUUAGCUAAGUGAUUUGAGAGAAGUUAGAAGUGAAUCUAUAUAUAUAGCACUGUUAUUCAUGGUUUUUGAGACAGCAUUAUGAAGUUGCUAUUUGCUGCAUUCAUUGUACUAGCUGAACUAGCUAGUUUAAAAGCUACUUUUGUACAUUACCACAUAGUCCCUGAGAACUCCACUGCUCUGUGCCAGUACUACCACAAUGGAACCUGCUUCACACUAGACCACCUCCGCACUAAAAUUAAGAACUCAGGAACGAACAUUACGAUCAGCUUUCUCUCGGGAGAUCACCGUCUAACAUGGAACAUGACACUAAACUAUACCGUAGUCAUUCUGAACAGCGAGCAGAGUGCGAUGACAGUAACAAAUCGGAGUUCUCAGAUUUCAAGAAUCAUAUGCAGACCAUACACACAGAUUGCUUUUAUAGAAAUUAAUUUGUUUAUUUUACAUGGAUUGGUGAUACAAGGAUGCAGAAACAGCGGUAAUGGUGGUGCUAUCUAUCUGAAAAGUGUUCAAUUGGCUACCAUUGUCGAGUCGUAUUUUGUUGAUAAUCAAGCAAUUCGUGGGGGUGCAAUUUAUUCAACCCAAACAGAUUUGACUAUACAAAACAGUACUUUUAUUCACAAUUUAGCCACCUCUGGCGGUGUGAUUGCAGUGAGAAGUGGUAAUUGUUCAAUCACCAAUUCUCACUUUGUCAGGAACCAGGCUACUUUACAAUAUACCUAUGGAGAAAAUAAUGGCGGCGCUAUACACAUUUACAGUGACGUUGACCACACCUGUAUAGCCGAUACAGAAUUCAUUGGAAACAAGGCUCUUAAAUCUGGAGGUGCAAUCUCAAACAAUUUACAGGGUACUACCCGCAUUAUGGGGUGUUCCUUCAAGAAUAACAGUGCUACUAGUGGGGGAGCUAUUAGCACUAUCUCAUCACUACUGAGCACAAACAAUGUGUUUCAGAACAACACAGCAAGAAACGGAGGUGCCAUAUAUAUUGAUCUUUAUGAUAUCAACGCAGAAGUGGUGUUCUCUGGUAACACAACACUCAGUAACAACACUGGUAUGUAUGGAGGAGCAAUUAGAAGCGCUGCUAGUAAAAUUGUAUUUUUAAUGAAUUCAACAGUUGUGAUCAGUCACAAUAUAGCUAGACACGGUGGUGCGAUAUAUUUGGAACAAAGUAUUAUACAUGUAAACAAUGUACAGACGAUUCAAAUUGUUGAAAACACAGCACAGAGAUCAGGAGGGGGGAUCUACGCUUUUCAGACCUUAAUUGAAAUUCAGGAUGUACAAGCAAACGUGAAGUAUUGCUCUGCAUACAUAGCAGGCAACAUGGCCAAAAAUGGAAGUGGAAUGUAUCUUAGUGCAUCAAGUUUCCGGAUAGCACUACAACGCAAUCUAGUAAUCUACAACAACAGUGCCACACAAUAUGGUGGUGGUGUAUACGUGGAACAGCGCUCAAGAAUCAAUAUACAGCAUUUAAGCAGUGCCGAAAGAAGUAAAGUUUUUGCUAUCGUAAGUAGUAACAAAGCUUUGCGUGGAGGAGGUGUGUUUGUAUUAGACAGUGCGAGUGGGCUGGCUUGCGAAGGAAUAAACUCAUCGUCAGACUUACACUCUAAGGAAUGCUUUCUACAAACAGCAGAACGAUUCUCAGAUCCAGGAUCCCAAAUCAUGAUACUAUUUGUGAAGAACAAAGCUACAGAAAUUGGCAAUGACAUUUAUGGUGGACUUUUGGACAGAUGUCUUAUAAAUCCUUCAGCUCCGAAACAUCCUGACGGCACUUCGUACUUGCAAAAAAUAGCUGGAUUUGACUGGGCUGGUAACGAUACUGUAACAUCUGCUGGCUGUCUCACAGAUCCAAGAGUUACCUACGGGAAUGUUGCCGAGACUUCUCAAUUUUUUAACCAUGUUUCUUCUGACCCAGUUAGAAUUUGUUUCUGUACAGACAUUCAUUUACCAGACUGCUAUAACAAACAUCCACAUCCCACUGUGUCAGUAAAAAAAGGAGAGACGUUUACACUUAGUGUAGUUGCUGUGGACCAGGUGGGCAGGCCAGUCAAUGCCAUGAUCAUCAGUUCACUCCAUUCAGAAAAUAGAGGAAAAGGACGACUAAAGGAAGGACAGCAACAUCGACGAAUAAAUAAUAACUGCACAGAGCUCAAGUACAAUUUGUACUCUGAUCAAAAUUUGGCAUCACUAGAAGUUAACUCGAUCGGUCCUUGUGGAAAUGAGGGAAUAUCAAAGCAACAAGUAAACAUUGCAUUUAAACCUUGCUCAUGCCCAAUAGGAUUUGAAAUUCUUUCAGAUCCAAUAGACUGCUUGUGUGACUGUGCAAAUGAACUCAAGCAAUACAUCAGUAGCUGCUCACCAGAGAAUGGCACCAUUCAAGUCAACCAAAAUGUUUGGAUCAAGUACAUCAACAACACCAACUUUACAUCACAUUUUAUCGCACACAGUUGUCCAUUUGACUACUUUGUGAAAAAGCCCGUUAACAUCAGCCUUGCUAAUCAAACUGAGGCAGACAAACAAUGUGCCUUUAACAGAACUGGAAUGCUUUGCGGUAAAUGUACACAAGGACUAAGUCUAGUAUUUGGUAGUACGAGAUGUCUGCAAUGUUCUAACUACUACCUCUUUUUGAUCGUACCACUCGCUAUAGCUGGUAUUGCAUUGGUAGCAUUCAUUCUGCUACUCAAUAUGACAGUUGCAACAGGGACCAUCCAUGGGCUUAUUUUUUACGUCAAUAUACUAGCAGCCAAUCGCUCAAUAUUCUUACUAUUUGACACACCAAAUUUCCUUACUGUUUUCAUUUCAUGGCUGAACCUUGACCUGGGGAUUGAGACAUGUUUCUAUGAAGGUAUGGAUUCUUAUGGCAAGUUCUUAUUGCAGCUUGUCUUCCCAGCCUAUGUGUUUACUCUAAUAGCCAUUAUUAUGCUGUGGAGCAACUGUUCUCAGCCAUUUGCACGCAUUAUUGGGAAAAGGAACCCUGAGGCUACACUCUACAUGCUGAUACUUCUAUCCUAUUCUAAACUGAUUCAAAUCAUCAUCACAGCUCUAGAGUAUGCAACUAUCAGCUAUCCAAAUGGUACUCAAAAAUUAGUCUGGAUGUACGAUGCUAACGUGCUAUACUUAGAUGUGAAACACAUCCCAAGGUUCCUAAUAGCGAUCCUCAUCUUUAUAUUUGGAACAAUCUACACUAUACUGCUCCUCUUCGGUCAACUAUUCAAUCGCUAUUCUCAGCAUAGAAUAAUGAAAUGGACUACUCACAAAUAUUACAUUCACUUCAUGAAUGCACACCAUGCUUCCCUAUCUGACAAACAUUGCUACUGGUUGGGGCUACUACUACUUUCUAGAUUAGUUUACUACCUCAUCUCUGCAUUUGCUGAUGAAUCGAUUGUCAUUUUCUUUGUUGGAACAUUGAGUUUUGCAUUGUUGCUUUAUAAGCAGAAUAAGCAAGUAUACACCAAGUGGGCUGAAGAUCUACUCGAAACUAUUUCAAUCACUAAUUUAGGCAUGUUGGCAUUAACUACAUUCUAUAUUAAAUUCUCAUUGGCAGGUGGUGAAAUAAGCAGAGAUCAACAAGCACUAGCUACUGUGUCUAUGGCGCUCGCUUUCAUUGUUUUUCUGUGUAUAGUGUUUUACCACGUUCUAGAAAUGUGUGGAAUAAAGCUGAGUCAACUACCCAACAAAAUACUAACUGUGCUCAGAUGGCACCAGCACUACCAGCCAGUUCCUAUCAGAGGAUUUGCUGAGGACAAUAAUCAUGGCACAACUCAAUACUCCACCUCUACUCCGUUCAUAAGACCUGCAGUACCUGAACACCAACUGAGAGAGCCAGCACUGGACGAACUUAGUCCAGUAAGACCAGAAGACUACGAUCCACCUCUUGCUGUGCCUCAACCACGACGCAGAGAGAUUCCCACACACACUAACAUUGAUAUUAGAUCGCAUGUGAACUACGUAUAACUAUAGAUAAAUACACAUACUGUACACAGACUUGUUGUAUCUUAAAUUUUGAAGUACGCGUAUGUAUUAUAUUAGCAGAUUUUUCGUUAUGCACUGCAAUAAUUGCCAGCUAUACUUUUCCCCUUUAACCAUGAUUCAUCUCUACCUGUGUUUCCCCUGUUCAUUUGAUACUUUUCUGUUUGCAAAUACGUCUCUCAG
Halichondria panicea is the source of this 4180-nucleotide messenger RNA. RefSeq lists its product as uncharacterized. The record is from RefSeq and is a predicted model, not a curated record. The transcript has a single exon. NCBI's taxonomy places the organism in Eukaryota, Metazoa, Porifera, Demospongiae, Suberitida, Halichondriidae. The coding region runs from base 113 to 3982 and encodes 1289 amino acids.